CUUUUGGUUUUAAAUUUUUACAGUUCUUUGAAAGUGUUGAGAAUGUAUUUAAUUCUAAUUUAAUUUACAGACACUAUCUAAAUUUUCUUACAUUUUACAGUAUCCAUCGAACACCAGUCCUGUUCUGCCCUUCAUUUUUAAAUUGGUAAUCAGCUAAGUAAACUGCCACCAUGGGAGAUGGUGAGAUGGAAUGUUUCGGCAAGGCGGCCGUCUACCUCCGGAAGCCGGAAAGGGAAAGGAUUGAGGCUCAGAACAAACCUUUUGAUGCCAAAACAGCAGUCUUUGUGACCGAUGCUGCUGAGAUGUACCUCAAGGGUACACUGAAGAGUAAAGAGGGUGGCAAAGCCACUGUAGAUACUGAGGGUGGAAAAUCUGUCACAGUUAAGGAUGAUGAAAUCUUCCCAAUGAAUCCUCCAAAGUUCGACAAAAUGGAGGACAUGGCCAUGAUGACCCACCUCAAUGAACCUGCUGUGCUGUUUAACCUCAAAGAGCGUUAUGCAGCAUGGAUGAUCUACACCUACUCUGGGUUGUUCUGCGUCACUGUGAACCCCUACAAGUGGCUCCCAGUGUAUGAUGCAGUAGUUGUGGCUGGAUACAGAGGCAAAAAGAGGAUUGAAGCCCCACCUCACAUCUUCUCCAUCUCUGAUAACGCCUAUCAGUUCAUGCUCACUGAUCGUGAAAACCAGUCUGUCCUGAUUACUGGAGAAUCUGGUGCAGGAAAGACUGUAAACACAAAACGUGUCAUUCAGUACUUUGCAAUGGUUGGCAUGACUGGAAAGAAGGCAGCAGAGCCUGUUCCUGGCAAAAUGCAGGGGUCGCUGGAAGACCAAAUUGUGGCAGCCAACCCCCUGCUGGAGGCUUAUGGUAAUGCCAAGACUGUGAGGAAUGACAACUCCUCUCGUUUUGGUAAAUUCAUCAGAAUUCAUUUUGGGCAAACUGGCAAGCUGGCAUCAGCUGAUAUUGAAACCUAUCUGCUGGAAAAGUCAAGAGUCACUUUCCAGCUGUCUGCUGAGAGAAGCUACCACAUUUUCUACCAGCUCAUGACUGGACACAAACCAGAGCUGCUUGAGGCACUGCUCAUCACCACCAACCCCUAUGACUACCCUAUGAUCAGUCAGGGUGAAAUCACAGUCAAGAGCAUCAAUGAUGUGGAGGAGUUCAUUGCCACAGACACGGCCAUUGACAUCCUGGGUUUCACCGCUGAUGAGAAAAUUAACAUCUACAAGCUGACCGGUGCUGUGCUGCAUCAUGGAAACAUGAAGUUCAAGCAGAAGCAGAGGGAGGAGCAGGCUGAGCCCGAUGGCACUGAGGUUGCUGAUAAAAUCGCCUACCUUCUGGGCCUGAACUCAGCUGACAUGCUGAAAGCUUUGUGCUACCCCAGAGUCAAAGUCGGAAAUGAGUUUGUGACCAAAGGCCAGACUGUACCACAGGUGAACAAUGCCGUCUCUGCCCUCUGCAAAUCCAUCUAUGAGAAAAUGUUCUUGUGGAUGGUCAUCCGUAUUAAUGAGAUGCUGGACACAAAGCAACAAAGACAGUUCUUCAUUGGUGUGCUGGACAUCGCUGGAUUUGAGAUCUUUGAUUUCAACAGCUUGGAGCAGCUCUGCAUUAACUUCACAAAUGAGAAACUGCAGCAGUUUUUCAACCACCACAUGUUCGUGCUGGAACAAGAGGAGUACAAGAAAGAAGGCAUUGAUUGGGAGUUCAUUGACUUUGGUAUGGACUUGGCUGCCUGCAUUGAGCUUAUUGAGAAGCCAAUGGGCAUCUUCUCCAUCCUUGAAGAGGAGUGCAUGUUCCCCAAAGCCACAGACAUGUCCUUCAAGAACAAGCUUCAUGACCAGCACCUUGGAAAAGUUGCUUGCUUCCAAAAGCCAAAGCCUGCCAAAGGCAAAGCUGAGGCCCACUUCUCCCUGGUGCACUAUGCCGGCACUGUGGACUACAACAUUAGUGGCUGGUUGGACAAGAACAAGGAUCCACUGAACGACUCUGUUGUGCAGCUGUACCAGAAAUCAGCAAACAAACUGUUAUGUCUUCUUUAUGCAGCCCACGCUGGUGCUGAUGCUGAUAGUGGUGGAAAGAAAGGCAAGAAGAAGGGUGGUUCCUUCCAGACCGUGUCUGCUCUGUUCAGGGAGAACUUGGGCAAACUGAUGACCAACUUAAGGAGCACUCACCCUCACUUCGUGCGUUGUUUGAUUCCUAAUGAGAGCAAGACUCCAGGUCUGAUGGAGAACUUCCUGGUCAUCCACCAGUUGAGGUGUAAUGGUGUGCUGGAGGGUAUCAGAAUCUGCAGAAAGGGAUUCCCCAGCAGGAUCCUCUAUGGUGACUUCAAGCAAAGAUAUAAAGUCCUGAAUGCCAGUGUCAUCCCAGAAGGCCAAUUCAUUGACAACAAGAAAGCUUCAGAGAAACUCUUGGGCUCUAUUGAUGUUGACCACACCCAGUAUAAGUUUGGACACACCAAGGUGUUCUUCAAAGCCGGUCUGUUGGGUACUCUAGAGGAGAUGCGAGAUGAAAAACUAGCAAAUCUAGUAACCAUGACUCAGGCUUUGUGCCGUGGCUACCUCAUGAGGAGGGAGUUUGUCAAGAUGAUGGAGAGGAGGGAAUCCAUCUAUAGCAUCCAAUACAACAUCCGCUCAUUCAUGAAUGUGAAACACUGGCCAUGGAUGAAGCUGUACUUCAAGAUCAAGCCUCUUCUCAAGAGUGCAGAGACUGAGAAGGAAAUGGCUGCCAUGAAGGAGAACUAUGAGAAAAUGAAGGAGGAUCUGGCAAAGGCACUCGCCAAGAAAAAGGAGCUUGAGGAGAAGAUGGUGUCUCUGCUACAGGAGAAAAAUGACCUGCAACUCCAAGUAGCAGCUGAAACCGAGAACCUUUCAGAUGCAGAGGAAAGGUGUGAGGGGCUCAUCAAGAGCAAGAUCCAACUUGAGGCUAAACUCAAAGAGUCAAAUGAGAGACUUGAGGAUGAGGAGGAAAUCAAUGCCGAGCUGACUGCCAAGAAGAGGAAACUGGAGGAUGAGUGCUCUGAGCUGAAGAAGGACAUUGAUGACCUGGAGCUCACCUUGGCCAAAGUGGAAAAGGAGAAACAUGCCACUGAGAACAAGGUCAAGAACCUCACUGAGGAAAUGGCAUCUCUAGAUGAGGGCAUUGCCAAGCUCACUAAGGAGAAGAAAGCCCUCCAAGAGGCACACCAGCAGACUCUGGAUGAUCUCCAGGCAGAGGAAGACAAAGUCAACACUCUGACCAAAUCAAAGACCAAGCUUGAGCAACAAGUCGAUGAUCUUGAAGGUUCAUUGGAACAAGAGAAGAAGCUGCGUAUGGACCUUGAGAGAGCCAAAAGAAAGCUUGAAGGAGACUUGAAACUGGCCCAAGAGUCCAUAAUGGACCUGGAGAAUGACAAGCAGCAGUCUGAUGAGAAGAUCAAGAAGAAGGACUUCGAAAUAAGUCAACUUCUGAGCAAGAUUGAAGAUGAACAGUCACUGGGUGCCCAGCUUCAGAAGAAAAUAAAAGAGCUCCAGGCUCGCAUUGAAGAGCUGGAGGAAGAAAUUGAGGCUGAGCGUGCAGCUCGUGCUAAAGUUGAGAAGCAGAGAGCUGAUCUCUCCAGGGAACUUGAGGAGAUCAGUGAGAGGCUCGAGGAAGCUGGAGGUGCCACUGCUGCUCAGAUCGAGAUGAGCAAGAAGCGUGAGGCCGAGUUCCAGAAACUGCGUCGCGAUCUGGAAGAGUCCACUCUGCAGCAUGAAGCCACGGCUGCUGCCCUCCGCAAGAAACAAGCUGACAGUGUUGCUGAGCUUGGAGAACAGAUCGACAACCUUCAGCGUGUCAAGCAGAAGCUGGAGAAGGAAAAGAGUGAAUACAAAAUGGAGAUAGAUGAUCUCUCCAGUAACAUGGAGGCUGUGGCAAAAUCAAAGGCUAACCUAGAAAAGAUGUGCCGCACCCUAGAGGACCAGCUGAGUGAACUCAAGGCUAAGAAUGAUGAACACGUUCGUCAACUGAAUGACAUCAGCACACAAAAAGCACGCCUUCAGACUGAGAAUGGUGAAUUUAGCCGUCAGCUAGAGGAGAAGGAAGCACUUGUUUCUCAGAUGACCAGAGGAAAACAAGCUUACACACAGCAGAUUGAGGAACUCAAAAGGCAAAUCGAGGAGGAGAUCAAGGCCAAGAACGCCCUGGCUCAUGCUGUCCAAUCAGCCCGUCAUGACUGUGAUCUGCUCAGAGAGCAAUAUGAGGAAGAGCAGGAGGCCAAGGCUGAGCUUCAACGUGGAAUGUCCAAGGCCAACAGUGAGGUGGCUCAGUGGAGAACAAAAUAUGAGACUGAUGCCAUCCAGCGUACCGAGGAGCUCGAGGAAGCCAAGAAAAAGCUUGCUCAGCGUCUACAAGAGGCAGAGGAAUCCAUUGAAGCUGUGAAUUCCAAGUGUGCUUCUCUGGAGAAGACCAAGCAGAGACUGCAGGGUGAGGUGGAAGACCUCAUGAUCGACGUUGAGAGAGCCAAUGCCCUGGCUGCCAAUCUUGACAAGAAGCAGAGGAACUUUGAUAAGGUCUUGGCAGAAUGGAAACAGAAGUAUGAAGAAGGUCAGGCUGAACUGGAGGGAGCUCAGAAAGAGGCUCGCUCUCUCAGCACUGAACUGUUUAAGAUGAAGAACUCAUAUGAGGAAGCGCUUGACCAUCUCGAGACUCUGAAGAGAGAGAACAAGAAUCUGCAGCAGGAGAUCUCUGACCUGACUGAACAGAUUGGAGAGACUGGAAAGACCAUUCAUGAGCUGGAGAAGGCAAAGAAGACAGUGGAAACAGAAAAAUCUGAAAUCCAGACUGCUCUUGAGGAAGCUGAGGGUACACUUGAACAUGAGGAAUCAAAGAUUCUUCGUAUCCAGCUUGAGCUCAACCAGGUUAAAAGCGAGAUUGACAGGAAACUGGCUGAGAAGGAUGAGGAGAUGGAGCAGAUCAAGAGAAACAGCCAGAGGGUGAUUGAGUCCAUGCAGACCACUCUGGACUCUGAGGUUAGGAGCAGAAACGAUGCUUUGAGGGUCAAGAAGAAGAUGGAAGGAGAUCUCAAUGAGAUGGAGAUUCAGCUUAGCCAUGCCAACCGCCAGGCUGCAGAGGCCCAGAAACAGCUCAGGAAUGUCCAAGGACAGCUCAAGGAUGCCCAACUGCACCUUGACGAGGCUGUCAGAGGACAGGAAGACAUGAAGGAGCAGGUGGCCAUGGUAGAGCGCAGGAAUAAUCUGAUGCUGGCAGAAAUUGAGGAACUGAGAGUUGCACUGGAGCAAACAGAGAGAGGCCGCAAAGUGGCUGAACAGGAGCUGGUUGACGCCAGUGAGCGUGUGGCACUGCUGCACUCUCAGAAUACCAGCCUAAUCAACACCAAGAAAAAGCUUGAGGCUGACCUGGUUCAAAUACAAGGUGAGGUGGACGAUACCAUUCAGGAGGCAAGGAAUGCUGAAGAGAAGGCUAAGAAGGCCAUCACAGAUGCUGCCAUGAUGGCUGAAGAGCUGAAGAAAGAGCAGGACACCAGUGCUCAUCUGGAGAGGAUGAAGAAGAACCUUGAGGUUACAGUCAAAGAUCUGCAGCAUCGUCUGGAUGAAGCUGAAAGCCUUGCCAUGAAGGGUGGAAAGAAGCAGCUCCAGAAACUGGAAUCUAGGGUGCGUGAACUGGAGAGUGAGGUUGAAUCUGAGCAGAGACGUAGUGCUGAAUCUGUUAAAGGAGUCCGCAAAUAUGAGAGGAGAGUGAAGGAGCUCACCUACCAGACUGAGGAGGAUAAGAAGAAUGUCAACAGACUGCAGGACCUUGUGGACAAACUGCAGAUGAAAGUGAAGGCCUACAAAAGACAGGCUGAGGACGCUGAGGAGCAGGCAAACACUCACAUGUCCAGGCUCAGGAAAGUGCAGCACGAGCUGGAGGAGGCUCAGGAACGUGCUGACAUCUCCGAGUCCCAGGUCAACAAGCUGAGAGCCAAGAGCAGAGAGGCUGGAAAGAGCAAGGAGUCAGCUGAAUAAAGGGUGAAGAGAAGACAAGACAAAAAACAAUCAUAUAAAAUAUGUAAUUGUUUUUGUCCUUGUUUCAUUUAUACAUUCAAUAAACUCUGUAUACUUCACAUA
This is a messenger RNA of Hemibagrus wyckioides, 6080 nucleotides long. Its product is annotated as myosin heavy chain, fast skeletal muscle-like. The transcript is spliced from 40 exons. Gene Ontology annotation, cellular component: myosin complex. The record is from RefSeq and is a predicted model, not a curated record. Bases 171 to 5978 code for a protein of 1935 amino acids. Gene Ontology annotation, molecular function: ATP binding; actin filament binding; cytoskeletal motor activity. NCBI's taxonomy places the organism in Eukaryota, Metazoa, Chordata, Actinopteri, Siluriformes, Bagridae.